This is a messenger RNA of Yamadazyma jaroonii, 675 nucleotides long. Lineage: Eukaryota; Fungi; Ascomycota; Pichiomycetes; Serinales; Debaryomycetaceae. The record is from the annotation of a GenBank genome assembly.
AUGAGAGAUUAUAAGAUCGUUGUUUUAGGAGCAGGGGGUGUUGGUAAAUCCUCAGUUACUGUUCAAUUCGUUCAAGGUGUUUAUGUUGAAAGUUAUGAUCCAACUAUUGAAGAUUCUUACAGAAAACAAAUUGAAAUUGAUGGCAGAGCUUGUGAUUUAGAGAUCUUAGAUACCGCUGGGGUUGCACAAUUCACCGCCAUGAGAGAAUUAUAUAUCAAAUCCGGUAAAGGAUUCAUAUUAGUUUAUUCAGUUACUGAUGAAAACUCUUUAAAAGAAUUAUUGGCUUUAAGAGAACAAGUGUUGAGAAUUAAAGAUAGUGAUAAUGUACCAAUGGUUUUGAUUGGUAAUAAAUCUGAUUUAGAAAAUGAUAGAGUUUUAUCAAUUGAAGAUGGGGUUAAAGUUAGUCAAGAAUGGGGAUUAGUACCAUUCUAUGAAACUAGUGCUAUGUAUAAAACUAAUGUUGAUGAAGCAUUUAUUGAUGUUGUAAGACAAAUCAUGAGAAAAGAAGCUGCCAUGUCAGCUGAAAAGAAACAACAAAAAGAAUUACAAAAGCAACAAGACCAAAAAUCAGAAAUACCUCCAUCAGAAAAAGAAGUUAAAAAAGUUAGAACAAAACAAUCUUCAUCAGGGGAAGAAAAUGAUAAAGCAAAGAGUAAAUGUUGCGUAAUUAUGUAA